Molecule: messenger RNA, 3273 nt
Organism: Saccostrea echinata
Lineage: Eukaryota; Metazoa; Mollusca; Bivalvia; Ostreida; Ostreidae
Product: protein DDB_G0287365-like
Exons: 24
Coding region: 1-3273 (1090 amino acids)
Source: RefSeq, a predicted model, not a curated record
AUGGCUGUCAGAAAACUGUGCUUACUUCUCGGUUUCUGCGCAAUUGCAGCUGCGCAGAUAAGUUCUAAGUAUUGUCCACAUGAGCAACCUGACGUUAAGUACAAGGUUUGGUCUUCUGAGAAUAGUUGGAGUUCUGGGAAACUACCGGAAGCUACAACAGACGUAACUUUAGAUGACGGGUUCUACCUACUUGACACGUCAAUUGACGUCAGAAGCGUCACGGUUGGCAAGGACGCUACACUUGUGUUUAAGGAUGUUGACCUCACCGUCAAGACUCGCUACAUCCUGGUCCGUGGGGCGCUUUAUCUCGGCUCUGAAACGUGUAAACUCAAAAGCAUCAUUGCCAUUACCUUAUAUGGUGAUAAAGGUGAUGUUUCAAUAUCUGGUUUUGGAGAGAAAUUCAUUGGAGUAGAGAGUGGCGGAAUUCUCCAUCUUCACGGAAGUGACAAACUGCCGUGGACUAAACUGACCCAGACGGUCAGGAAAGCGAAGGACGGAGAAAUCUCAGAUAUAUACAACGAUGAUGGUGUCAGAAAAGCCCACUUUCAAGGAAUUGUAAUGUAUAUCUGGAACGCAACUUCCGGGGAGCUAGAGGAAGCGAAACCUGCGUAUGCAGCUGGUCGAUACACAGUCACCAGAGCCGGCAAUCAGUGCGAGGCUGAUCAGGAUGCCAAACAGUUUGAAGAAAUGCUCAACGCUGUACCCGACGGAAAAAUAGUUGGUUUGGCUUUAAUACGACAUCUCCUGCACAGAAAUAUAAAUUACGCCAUGUUCUACGAGAUCUUUGAAAACGUCGCCUUCGGAAAAGUGACGGGAAAUAGUGGUGUGCGUGAUCUUCGUCUGCAUGACGCUUGGUCUUUCAUCAUGAAGAAAGGUGACAGCUCUACAGCCCAAGAAUUACUUUUGAAAGACGAUAAAGUAAAGCUGGAGCGUGCCGCCGAGUUAUACCAUUACGAAAAUAAUAUCAAGUUCACUGUUAGGAGCUGGGUUCACACCAUUCGUCGUGGUGCCUGCUACUCCCGAGGAAAGAGCGCUCAAGCUGACAUCGCUGAUCCAAAAUUAUCACUGACUAGUGACGUCACUUCCUGGACAGAUGGCGAUGAAGUGGUCCUCCUGUCUACCGAUUAUGACCCAAAACAAGCGGAGGUGACCACUAUUAAACAAUGUGAUGACUGUGGAUCGAAGGAGACGAGAAUUAAUCUUGAACCUUUGUUCGCUCACUUUGGACAAAUGGUUAAUGGCGUCGAUAUGCGAGGAGAAGUUGCUCUACUUAGCCGUAAUAUAAAAAUCCGAGGGGCACCGGCAGCUAAUAGCAAGACACUCGGGGGACAUAUCAAGGUCCUAAAGGGUUUCAAAGAAGCACAGGUCGAGAAUAUAGAGCUGGUCAAUAUGGGUCAGUUAGAUAGCCUAGGAAAUUAUCCAUUCCAUUGGCAUAUGUGUGGUGACGUCACAAACUCUUAUAUCCGGGGUAGUGUUAUCCGGGAUUCUAAUGCACGUUGUGUUACAGUUCAUGCUACAAAUGGGGCCGUGGUGGAGAAUAAUGUCUGUUUUAAUGCUGUGGGACAUGGGUUCUUUCUAGAGGAAGGUGGAGAGGUGUAUACAGUCUUUAGCGGCAACCUCGGAGCUGGAACUACCCGCACAAAUUCACUGACCAAAACAGACAUAAUGCCUUCCACCUUUUGGAUUACGAAUCCCAAAACAACUAUGAGAAAUAAUGUGGCUGCUGGAAGUGACUACGCUGGAAUCUGGUACAUAUUUCCUGAUGAACCUAUCGGAGCUUCCUACGGAGUUGUGAAAACAAUGCAGAAAGACGAGGCUAAACGAACUCCUAUAAAAGAGUUCACCAAUAAUGUCGUCCACUCCAACCGUGUGCAUGGAUUUACCUUCGAAAGGCGCCUAGAAAACAAUACAGCCUUUGGAUGGGGGACGAAAUAUAACCCUCUGAGUGAUCCUCUGGACGAGGAUUCCGCUCCACAGACGGCGGUCUUUAACAGAUUGACGGCAUACAAGAAUGAGAGAUUUAAUGCUUGGUUUGAUGCCGCCAACAUCCAUGUGACACGGUCUUCGUUCUCCGACAGUUUGAUAUCACUUGCAGUGAUCAGAAGCAGCAGUGGCCCUCAUUGCUUGGUCACUAACAGUGUGUUCAUGGGAGAAUCUAUUAAUCUUGGAGAACCUUCUAUUAUCAGAGGAAACGGCAUGGUAAAAACUUACCCCCGGGCUGUACCACUUCAAAUGGCAAACCAGCCCCGUCAAGGUUUCGUAUUUUAUGACAGAGCAAUCAGUCUGGAGGAUUCCUGGUUUGGUAACUAUGCUAGUACAGAUGACUACAAUGCCGGGGCUCUUGGUUUUCAAAGAAACAACAUGAAACUGGCGGCUAGUGGAGCAUUUACCAAAGGGCUUCUAUGGGGGUUUAGUGAUGCUUCUGAAGGGAAUCGUGUGUUCGAUGGUAAUUCCACUGACCUCGGUUUCACGGCGUUUGACGGCGACGACGUAGUUGUCAUAAACGACCUUGAUGGAUCAACCACAGGCACCAAAGGAAAUUCUGUGGUAAAACCAAUACCGUUCCACAUGACUGAACAAUGUGAAGAGGUUGAUAAUUGGAAAAUGGCGAUUUGUCCGCAUGCAUUUGGCCAAGUAAGAGCCACUUAUGAAGGAAUUGUGACUGACGAGAUUACAGUCUCGCGAGAUGAUGAUGCCGAUGAUCCCAUCGUGGGAGACAAAAGGUCAUAUGCCCCUUUCCUGACAAUCCUUGGAGGGACACAUAGCUACCUAGUCCGCUCCAACGCAAAGAAAGCGCCAGGAUGGUGGAAAUUUCAGUACCUUGGCGUGUCAAAAUCCAAUUUUGCAACUUUAGCUGUGUGUAUUCCACAAAAAUCGACAGCGAGGCCAUCUAUGUAUAAUCUGGAGACUGACAAAUGGGAAAAGGGUGUAGCAGUGUCAUCGUAUGAAGACUUUAAGAACGGGACAUCCUUCAGGGACUAUUACGUAGACACAGAAGUAGGAGUUGUGUUUGUGAAUGCCAUGCACAUCCGUGAACAGCUAGAUACGGACAGAGGAAACUGCUUAGACGACAAGUGCCCGUAUGUAUACAUUUCCAAUAGAGAUGGCGACCGAACAGACAUGGACUGCUCUAGCCGAUUUUAUGCCAAAUACAAAAAAGACCAAGUCCAACCUUCACGUAAAAAGAGAGAAACCAUAGUCACUAAUGACAAAUUCCCCGCCACACAAGGCAGCCCACCAACAAACUGGGGAGCAGGAUCUACUGCAGCCUAA